Messenger RNA from Scophthalmus maximus (turbot), 16683 nucleotides. RefSeq names its product ankyrin 3a (gene ank3a). The transcript has 49 exons. The record is from RefSeq and is a predicted model, not a curated record. Bases 682 to 14676 code for a protein of 4664 amino acids. Gene Ontology annotation, cellular component: T-tubule. Lineage: Eukaryota; Metazoa; Chordata; Actinopteri; Pleuronectiformes; Scophthalmidae. Gene Ontology annotation, molecular function: protein binding. Gene Ontology annotation, biological process: signal transduction; protein localization to T-tubule; regulation of cardiac muscle contraction.
GCGACAGCAGGGUGAAGAGACUGUGGACACGCUCUCGCCCUCUUUCACCAACACCAGAAACACCAUUUCACACUCUUUUCCCUCAUUCUCUUUUUCUCUUUCUCUCUGUCUGACCCGCCCCUUUUCCUUCCUUUUUCUCACUGUCUCUCUCUUUUCUCUCUCCUCCGAUUUGUGUGUGUGUCUCUGUCUGUCUCUUUCAGGAGAGUGUCUCCCGACAGGCAGCAGCAGGAAUACACCGCUUCAGUCUGUCCCUCUCUAUCUUUUCUUGCCUCCUUCCUCAUACACAUCAACAUCCUCCUCCUCCUCAUCUUCCCCCAUCCGCCUCUCUUCCACUCGCCUGCUGCCUCCACACCCUGCCUCUGAGCGCGCCGGAGAGAGUCGCCAAGUGCGCACGGCAAAGGCAGCAAGUGGGAGUGGACCUCAGCGAGCGUGCUUACAAGUGUGUUUCGAAGAAGAGAGGAGGAGGAGGAGGAGGAGGAGGAAGGAGAGGGCAUCAGCACACUGCUCCUGGUCGCACACUCCCACUCGGAAUGGAACAAUCCUUCCCUCACUGUUUCCAGAUGGACAUUGCUGUGACAGGGUUCCUCCAGUGAAGACAGCAGCUGCUGCCGCUCCACAAGCUCCCUCAUGCUGGAUUAAAGGAAGUGAGGAGAGGAGAGGCACAGGGGGAGAUCUCUGAACAUGAGUGAGGAGGCUAAGGAGAAGGCAGGCGGCGGGAAAGCAGCCCAUCGCAAGAAGAAAAGCAAAAAGUCUGACAGCAAUGCCAGUUACCUGCGAGCUGCCCGGGCUGGGAACCUUGAGAAGGUCCUCGACUACCUCAAGUCCGGGGUUGAAAUAAACAUUUGCAAUCAGAAUGGUCUGAACGCACUUCAUCUGGCCUCCAAGGAGGGGCAUGUGGAGGUUGUCGCUGAGCUGCUGAAACUCGGAGCCACCGUGGAUUCAGCGACAAAGAAAGGAAACACUGCUCUGCACAUCGCCUCUCUGGCAGGCCAGACGGAUGUCGUCAAAGAGCUGGUCACUAAUGGAGCCAAUGUCAACGCACAAUCUCAGAAUGGCUUCACUCCUCUGUACAUGGCAGCCCAGGAGAAUCACCUGGAGGUGGUGCGGUUCCUUCUGGAGCACAGCGCCAGCCAGAGUAUGGCCACUGAGGACGGCUUCACCCCACUGGCGGUGGCCCUCCAGCAGGGCCAUGACCAGGUGGUCUCCCUGCUGCUGGAGAACGAUACAAAGGGCAAGGUGCGCCUUCCUGCCCUGCACAUCGCCGCCCGCAAGGAUGACACCAAGGCCGCGGCCCUGCUCCUGCAGAACGACCACAACGCAGAUGUUGAGUCUAAGAUGAUGGUGAAUAGAACAACAGAGAGCGGCUUCACCCCCCUCCACAUCGCGGCUCACUAUGGCAACAUUAACGUGGCCACGCUGCUGCUGAACCGGGGAGCUGCUGUGGACUUCAUGGCUCGGAACGACAUCACACCACUUCAUGUGGCGUCAAAAAGAGGCAACAGCAACAUGGUCAAGCUGCUCCUGGACAGAGGGUCCAAAAUAGAUGCCAGGACCAAGGACGGUCUGACGCCUCUGCACUGUGGGGCGAGGAGCGGACACGAGCAGGUGGUAGAAAUUCUACUCGACCGAGGAGCACCUUUCCUAUCCAAGACCAAGAACGGCCUGUCGCCGCUGCACAUGGCCACUCAGGGGGACCACCUGAACUGCGUCCAGCUUCUGCUCCAGCAUGACGUGCCGGUGGACGACGUCACCAACGACUACCUGACGGCGCUCCACGUUGCUGCCCACUGUGGCCACUACAAGGUGGCGAAGCUCAUCGUGGACAAGAAGGCCAACCCCAAUGCCAAGGCCCUGAAUGGUUUCACUCCACUUCACAUCGCCUGCAAGAAGAACAGAGUCAAAGUGAUGGAGUUGUUGCUUAAACACGGAGCAUCUAUCCAGGCUGUCACCGAGUCUGGCCUGACACCCAUCCAUGUGGCAGCCUUCAUGGGCCAUGAGAACAUUGUCCAUGCACUGACACAGCACGGAGCAUCACCCAACACCACCAACGUACGUGGCGAGACAGCUCUCCACAUGGCAGCCAGGGCAGGGCAGGCAGACGUCGUCCAAUACCUGCUGAAGAAGGGAGCCAAGGUGGAGACCAAGUCCAAGGACGACCAGACAGCGUUGCACAUGUCCAGUCGACUGGGGAAAGUCGACAUUGUCCAACAGCUGCUGCAGUGCGGCGCCUCUGCCAACGCUGCCACCACAUCAGGCUACACGCCCCUCCACCUGGCUGCCCGCGAGGGACACCAAGACGUCGCCGCCAUGCUGCUGGAGCAUGGGGCCUCCCUCUCCUCCUCAACUAAGAAAGGCUUCAGUCCCCUGCAUGUGGCAGCAAAGUACGGCAAGAUGGAGGUGGCCAGUCUCCUCCUGCAGAAGGGAGCUGCGCCCGAUGCUGCCGGAAAGAGCGGACUAACUCCUCUGCAUGUGGCCGCUCACUACGAUAACCAGAGAGUGGCACUGCUGCUGCUGGAUCAGGGAGCUUCCCCACACGCCGCCGCAAAGAAUGGCUACAGCCCCCUGCACAUUGCUGCCAAAAAGAACCAAAUGGACAUUGGGACCACGCUGCUGGAGUACGGCGCAGACACGAACGCAGUGACGAGGCAAGGCAUCGGUCCCAUUCACCUGGCAGCCCAGGAGGGCAGCGUGGACCUGGUGUCACUGCUGCUGGCCAAAAACGCCAGCGUCAACAUGUGCAAUAAGAGCGGGCUUACACCACUUCAUUUAGCAGCUCAGGAGGACAAGGUUAAUGUUGCAGAAGUCCUUCUCAACCACGGGGCUGAUGUCAACCCACCGACAAAGAUGGGUUACACUCCGCUGCAUGUGGCUUGUCACUAUGGCAACGCGAAGAUGGCAAACUUCCUGCUGCAGAACCAGGCUAGAGUCAAUGGCAAAACUAAAAAUGGAUACAGUCCUCUACACCAGGCAGCUCAGCAGGGCCACACCCACAUCAUCAACCUGCUGCUUCAGCACGGGGCCUCGGCCAACGACCUCACCGUGAAUGGGAACACUGCCCUGUCCGUCGCCAACCGACUCGGGUACAUCUCUGUGGUGGACACUCUGAGGCCCAUGACGGACGAAAACCUGGUGGCAAUGAAUGCAUCAGAAAAACAUAAAAUCAAUGUCCCAGAGACCAUGAACGAGUUCCUCGACAUGUCAGACGAUGAAGGUGAGGAUGCGAUGACCGGCGACACGGACAAAUACCUGCGGCCUCAGGACCUCAAAGAGCUGGGGGACGACUCGCUCCCUCAGGAAGGGUACAUGGGGUUCAGCAUAGGAGCCCGAUCAGCCAGCCUCCACUCCUUCAGCUCGGAUAGGUCCAACACACUCAACCGCAGCUCGUUUGCACGGGACAGCAUGAUGAUUGAAGAGAUCCUGGCGCCCACAAAGGACACGCUUCAGAGUGUCUGUAAAGACAUAUCCUACUUGGUUGACCCGCUCAAUAAGCACCUGGCUGUGACCAGAGACUACAGUUCAGAGUGUAUGCGUCGCUACAGCUGGACUCCGGACACCAUGGACCACAGCCACAACACCGUGUCCAGCCCCAUUCACUCUGGCCUCUCCUCCCCGCUCCCUCAGUAUGACUCCAGGUUCUUGGUCAGCUUCAUGGUGGACGCCCGAGGUGGCUCCAUGAGAGGCAGCCGCCACAAUGGCAUGCGCAUCAUCAUCCCUCCCAGGAAGUGCACGGCGCCCACACGCAUCACCUGUCGCCUGGCCAAAAGGCACAAGCUGGCCUACCCCCCUCCCAUGGUGGAGGGAGAGGGGCUGGUCAGCCGGCUGGUGGAGGUUGGACCAGCCGGGGCUCAGUUCCUCGGUCCGGUGAUCGUGGAAAUCCCUCAUUUCGGUUCCAUGCGGGGGAAAGAGAGGGAGCUGAUUGUGUUGAGGAGUGACAACGGUGAUACGUGGAAGGAGCACCAGUCUGACGCCAGACUAGAAGACCUCGCUGACCUGCUGACUGGGAUGGAUGAAGAGCUGGACAGCCCCGCUGAGUUGGAGAAGAAGCGCAUUUGCCGCAUUGUCACCAGAGAUUUUCCUCAGUAUUUUGCUGUGGUGUCACGGAUAAAGCAAGAGUCGAACCACAUGGGUCCUGACGGAGGCAUGCUGUCCAGCAGCACUGUGCCCAUGGUGCAGGCGUCGUUCCCACAGGGGGCGCUUACCAAGAGGAUCCGCGUUGGCCUGCAGGCCCAGCCUGUUCCAGAUGACAUGGUGAGGGCGGUGCUUGGCAACAGAGCCACCUUCAGCCCCAUCGUCACCGUAGAGCCCAGGAGGAGGAAGUUCCACAAGCCCAUCACAAUGACCAUCCCUGUCCCACCUCGGUCGGCAGAGGGCCAUCCCAGUGGCCACAGAGGCGACGCUGUCCCCUGCCUACGUCUGCUGUGCAGCAUCACAGGAGGGACAUCCCCUGCCCAGUGGGAGGACAUCACAGGGACCACGCCACUGUCCUUCGUAACCGACUGCGUCUCCUUCACCACAAAUGUAUCGGCCAGGUUCUGGCUCGCAGACUGUCACCAGAUUCCUGAGACGGUGGGUCUAGCGUCUCAGUUAUACCGGGAGCUGAUCUGCGUGCCGUACCUGGCCAAGUUUGUGGUGUUCGCCAAGAUGAACGACGUCAUUGAGGCUCGGCUGCGCUGCUUCUGCAUGACAGACGAUAAAGUGGACAAGACCCUGGAGCAGCAGGAGAACUUUGAGGAAGUGGCCCGCAGCAAGGACAUUGAGGUUCUCGAGGGCAAACCUAUCCAUGUGGAUUGCUAUGGCAACCUGUCCCCUCUCACCAAAAGUGGCCAGCAGUUGGUUUUUAACUUCUACUCCUUCAAGGAAAACAGACUUCCUUUCAACGUGAAGAUCAGAGAUAUGGGCCAGGAGCCAUGUGGCCGCCUCUCCUUCCUGAGAGAGCCAAAAACCUCCAAAGGCCUUCCACAGACUGCCAUAUGCAAUUUGAAUAUCCUACUGCCAACUCACAAGAAGGACAUGGAGUCUGAUCCUGAUGAUGAGACUGAAAAGCCAGAGCGACGUCAUACCUUUGCCUCCUUAGCUUUGCGUAAGCGAUACAGCUAUUUGACCGACCCAGCAGCGAAAACAACUGAUCGAAGCUCGCAGAGAACACAGCCUUCUAGCCACCCUCACAAACCUGUCUUUUCAACGAGAUCUUAUCAGACGUGGUCGCCUGUUCCUGUCGCCAUCCCUGGCCAAGCCAAGUCUGGGUUUGGCUCCCUCUCCAGUUCGUCAUCCAACACGCCCUCUGCCUCUCCAUUAAAGUCUGUCUGGUCCAUCAACUCUGCCUCCCCCAUCAAGACCAACAUCCCUGGAUCACCUGCCUCUUCUGUUAAGUCACUUAGUGACAUGGCCUCUCCCAUUCGAUCUUACCGAACCAUCUCCUCUCCUAUAAAAACAGUUGUCCAUCAAGCCCAAUACUCGAACCAGGUCACACCCAGUCCCCUGUCCUCACCAGGGAAAAGUGCUCCAGACAAUAUAUCUAUGAAAGGACUGGCAGCAUUAUCUGCAAGGACCUCCCCAAUAACUGUAGGAGGAAGCAAUUUUCUUGAGAGAUCAUCCAUUGGCAUGACCCCACCAACCUCUCCCAAAUCUUCUCUGAGUAUGUUUACUUCACCCCUACAAUACAAGACUGGUAUGGGAGGCUCUAGUGGCACUGCAUCUUCCUCCUCACCAAUAAAAACAGUCCCUGGUCUGUCAUCUGUGCGUUCCUUUGCCUCAGAUGUCACUGGCCCUGCAAGAAACCUGUUCUCAUCUCUUUCUUCACCACUUAAAUCCAACAAUGCUCCAAGUGCUGCAUCUCUGAUCAAUGGAACUGUUUCUCCUACACAGUAUCGCUCUUCAUCCCCAACAUCUCUUCUCCCCAACAGUCUGCAAGAGAGAAUACAAGCAACCACCAAUGCUGCAACAACAAAUGUCAAUGCAGCCUUUGAUGAGGUUGAAAAAACAUUGAAUUCUUGUUCUGCAGGCUAUGGCACCUUGAAGUCUUUGUCCUCUUCUGCAUCCUCCUCAUAUCAGUCCAUGAGAUCGUCAGCUUCUAGUUCCCUUUAUGCCUCUCUAAGAUCCCCUCCCAAUGCCACCACCGCUGUUACGUCCAGUACAAUGACUGUUCCAGUGUACUCUGUUAUUAAUGUACUGCCAGAGCCCCAGUUUAAAAAGUUGCCUGAGGUGUCAAAAUCAGCAGCUGCCCUACUGUCCCCACGGAAGACAGUGCCCACUGAGGUGAAUACUCAGAUGCAAUCUUCCUUUGCCAGAACUCUUUCUCCCAUCAAAGCCUCUCUUUUUUCUGCUGGCCUGAAAUCAAACACCGCAUCACCACUGUCAUCCAGCCAAGAGAUUUUGAAGGAUGUAGCUGAAAUGAAAGAGGACUUGAUACGAAUGUCAGCCAUUUUACAGACAGAUCCAAAUUCCACAGCCAAUAAAGGAUUUCAAUCUGAUUCUCCCAAGGAGGUUAAGAUGGAGGAUGAGGAGCCAUAUAGGAUUGUGGAGAAAGUAAAACAAGAUUUGGUAAAAGUGAGCGAAAUCCUUACAAAAGAUGCUGUGAAGGAUGGCAGGGUAUCCCUGGCAAGGGGUUCUUUGGAUGACAUACACUUUUCUAAAGUGCAAGUUGAACAACCACCAAGCAACUGGAGCUAUCCACCAAGAUAUGAGACUGUGGUUCCUCAAGCCAAAUCAAAAACAAUACCAGAUAGAGAUUUCAAUCUCUCCAAAGUGGUUGACUACCUGGCCAAUGAUGUUGGCAGCAGCUCUUUCUCCAAAAUGACUGACACAAAGCAUAAAGCAGAUGAAGGCAAGAGGGAAGGUGAGGGCAAGGAGAAGCAAAAACGUGUCCUAAAACCCACCAUAGCAGUUCAGGAGCAUAAGCUCAAAAUGCCUCCAACAAACAUGCGCUCUUCAGCUUCAGACAAAGAGAUCAGUAAAGUUGCAGAUGCACUUUUUGGAGCAGACACUGUACUAGAAUCUCCUGAUGAUAUCUCACAUGAACAGGAUAAAAGCCCCCUCUCAGACAGUGGCUUUGAGACCAGGAGUGAAAGGACACCCUCUGCCCCUCAAAGUGCAGAAGGAAUGGGUCCCAAGGUCCUUUUUCAGGAUAUUCCAGUUCCACCAGUGAUCACUGAGACUAGGACUGAGGUUGUCCAUGUCAUCAGGAGCUAUGAGUCCCCAGAUGAUAACAAACAACCUCAAAUGGAGGAAGCGCAUCCUGUCAGAUAUAUUGAUUCAGAUUCUAAAGGGAAUCUAGUUAUGCCAACUUCAGAACAGAAUAAAUGCUAUUCAAUUAAAGUCAGCCCUGAUGAUGAUCCAAUGGGAAAAGGGAUGAGGGUAAAGGAGGAGACUCACAUCACUACCACCACCAGGAUGGUGUACCACAAACCACCUGGCAAAGAAGCACCAUCUGAGAGGUGUGAGGAAACUAUGUCUGUGCAUGACAUAAUGAAGGCUUUUCAGUCAGGCAAGGACCCUUCCAGAGAACUGGCUGGACUGUUUGAACACAAGUCUGGCAGUGAGGAGACAUCACAAAGAGUCCUCGAGGACAUCAACUCCAAACCUAAGGUUGAAAGAAUAAUUGAAGUUCACAUUGAAAAAGGCAAUAAAACAGAACCAACAGAGGUCAUCAUCAGAGAGACAAAAAACCAUGCAGAGAAGGAAAUGUAUUACUACCCAGGGAACAGACAGGAAGAGGAGGAGCCUGAGGAAUCACUUCCAGUGUACCUUGACUCCCCUAGAGUAAACACACCCAUGUCACAAGAGGAGGACAGUCGCCCUAGUUCAGCCCAGCUCAUGGCAGAUGACUCUUACAAAACACUCAAGCUACUUAGCCAGCAAUCUGUAGAGUACAAUGAGGAUGAAUCAUCAGAGCUUAGGGGAGAAUCUUAUAAUUUUGCAGAAAAAAUGUUACUGUCUGAGAAAUUUGACCAGUCUCAUUCUGAUACAGAGGAAUAUCUGAGAGAUAGGUCUCAUUUCCACUCACCAGACAGAGGCUCUCACAGUGAGGGUAGAUCGGUUGGGCCAAGGACAGAGUAUGUCUUCAGGUCACCGAGGAAUGUGUUUGACAAGUCUGGAAGAAUGGCCAGUGUUGAUGAUAACUUUGACAAACUGACACUUUUGCAGUAUUCUUCCGAGCCUGGUAGCCCAAAGCAAACUGUUUGGAUGCGUGUGUCAGAUGACACACAGAGUAAUGAGAGAGAACAACUUAUGUAUGAGGACAGGGUGGACAGGACUGUAAAAGAGGCACAGGAAAAACUCAGUGAGGUAUCACAGUUUUUUCGUGACAGAACAGAACAGCUCAAUGAUGAGCUCUCUUCUCCAGAGAAGAAAUCUCGCAGACCAGACUUCAGAGAAUCACGAUCAGGUCCAAGCUCUACACACAGCAGUCCAGAGAGGUCAGCUUACAGGAAUGGGGGUAGUGGGGAAGAAUGGAGCAGAGAAAGGCUUCGAGACAGGUUCAGCUCCAGUGAAAGGAAAUGUGCCAGCUUACCCAGCAGUCCAGAGAGGAGAGUACGGCUGCAGUACAGUGAUCGAGAUCCAAGAAAACAAGGCGAUGGUAUCGGUGAAAGCUCUCAACCUUUUCCGAUGUCUUCCUCCAAAGUGAGUGCAGUGAGGCUCAAGUUUGAGCAAGAGGCUCAAAGGCAAGAUAGAAGUCCUCAAGGUGUCCAAAAUUCAAAUCCCCCUAUUAGGAAACUCCAGGAGAGCAAGCUACCUGUGUAUCAAGUGUUUGCUGGUUCAAAUAUUCCAAAAACACCAGACAGUCCCGGAAACCAGAGGAGAUGUUUAGAUAGUGAAUCAAAUAAGUUCUCCUCCAAGCAAGAGUCCAGAGACAAAGGUAAUGAGGAGACAAAGUUAUUCAAAACUUGGGAGAGCCAAGGGUACGGAAGCUACAAACCCCAAUCUCCCAAACUAUCUCAUUCUUUAAUCCAUGAUUCCAUAAAAGAUGGAAAUAUUGGUGAUUCCCAAAGACAAGAAACAACCAACAAAAUGAUCUACACAGAAUUUGUUGUUCGAGAAAGUCCGAACACCAAUGAUAGUCUAAAAAAAAACUCGGAAUCACAAAUUCCUGUUAAAAAGCCAUCCAAUUUCUCCGAAAAUCACAAAUCCACCACUUUAAAAUUAGAUGCCUCUGUUGAACCAUAUGAGAGAGCGGGGUCUCAUAUACCGACUUUAACUAGAAAUCGGUCUCACAGUUGCUCUGAAUCCAACAAGUCUUCUCAUAGAUCAUCAGUUGGAAAAUCCACAGACUCAUCCGAUGGUAGCAAGUCAAACAUAGUGUGUAACGGUGUUGAUGGUGACCAAAUAGAGUAUUUGGAUCAGGUAACACCUGUAGUUGUCACAGAGGGUUUCAAAGAUAUUAAACCCUUACCUGUGUAUGUUAGCAUCCAAGUAGGAAAGCAGUAUGAGAAAGAAACAGCCUCUGGGCAACUGGGAACAUACAAAAAGAUAGUAAGCCAUGAGAGUAGGACAGUGCAUGAGACUAGGGGUGCAUUUUACACUGUCAAACAAAAGCAGUCUCCAUCUCCUCAAGGAAGUCCAGAAGAUGACACUCUAGAACAAGUGACUUUCGUGGAUAACUCUGGGAGAAGUCCUGUCACCCCUGAGACCCCCAGCUCAGAGGAUGUUAGCCUGACCUCAAGAAUGCCAGACUCAGUGAUAGGCAUCAUGCCUGGCAUGCCAAGCCCUAUCCCAGAGGAGUCUGAGGAGGACGAAGGAAAGAUCUUCAUCUACAAGGAGCCCUCGAAGGAAAAAUGUAAGCCAUCAUACCCAGAAAAUCACAGUAAAAAACAGGAUAUACAGAGACACAAAUCAAAGGAGAAAAGAGUGGCUUAUAUAGAGUUUCCACCUCCUCCUCCUUUAGAAACAGAGCAGUCUGACCCUGAGAAAAGGGGGUCAUGUGCUUCUUCUGAGGCAGAGACAGAGAUGAUGGAGGUGAAUCUCCAAGAGGAGCAUGAUAGGCACCUCCUAGCGGAGCCAAUCAUCAGGGUGCAGCCUCCAUCCCCCAUACCCCCAGGAGCUGAUAACAGUGACUCUAGUGAUGAUGAAUCUGUCUUCCAUCCAAUCCCUGUCAAAAAGUACACCUUCAAAAUGAAAGAGGAGGGAGAGAAACGCCCAAAACAGAAACAAGCUGAGAAAAACGGGAAUAACAAGGAUUCUGGGAUCAAUGGUGCCAUAAAGGGAGAGGAUGUUGACUUUGAACAGAAUGGUAAUGACCAGUCAAUCACUGACUGCUCUAUAGCGACCACUGCUGAGUUCUCUCAUGACACAGAUGCAACUGAAAUAGACUCUUUAGAUGGGUAUGACCUCCAGGAUGAGGAUGAUGGACUAAGCGAAGACCCUAAAACAUCAAGUCUGUCUAAUGAUCUAAAAACAACCGACCGGUCGUUUAGUCAGUCCAAGCUUGAAGUGAUAGAGGAAGAGAAAUGUGAAGAAGGAGGGGAUGAUGGCAAGACUAAAACCAGUACAUCUUCAGCAAAAAGCGGUGAAGAAGAAAAAGAUUAUACCCUUGAAGGAAGACAUCCAGAAAGGCAGGGCUUUGGAGAAAACUACUUUGCCUGCCAACUUGAAGAGGAGCUGAAUUCAACCUUUAAGACUGUUGCUACCAAAGGCCUGGACUUUGACCCCUGGUCCACCAAGGGGGGUGAUAAUGAAGGACUUUUUGAGUCCAAAACAAAAGAAGAGGACCCCAAGCCCUUUGGUUUAUCAGUGGACGACAAAUCACAGGCUACAACACCCGACACAACCCCCGCACGAACUCCGACUGAUGAGAGCACACCGACUAGUGAGCCUAACCCCUUCCCUUUCCACGAAGGAAAGAUGUUUGAGAUGACCCGCAGUGGUGCUAUUGACAUGAGCAAGCGGGACUUUGUUGAAGAGAGGCUUCAGUUUUUCCAGAUUGGUGAGCAUUCCUCUGACCCUACAACAGGGGAAAAGGGGAAAGGGGGCAAGAUCCUGGGGGUAAUUUCCUCUCAGUCAAAAACAGGGGAGAGGGCCACAGUAGAUCCAAAGGUGAAGGUUAUAGAUACUACCACAGACAGCAGCACUACACCAACAACACCAGCAGCAACAACAGCAAAAUGCAGCCCUGCACAGCCUGGCAGUGACACUGGCCAUACCGGUACUGAUGCCCCCACCUGUGAAGCCAUAGCUGAGACCGCCUCCUCUUGCACAAUCACAGCCUCUAAGGUUGACCCCAAAUUACGCACUCCUAUUAAGAUGGGCAUAGCUGCCUCUAUAACUGUGAAAAAAGACUCAGGGAAUCUCACAGAUAGUAAAGCUGAGAUUCCAGAGGGACAGAUAGUGCCAGAAUACAUCAGUAUAGAGGGACAGACUACAGAGAGUCGGUCUAGCAGACACACUGACCCCAAGUUAGAAAGAAGAGAUUAUCCUUCAGAAAACUGCAACAACAACAAUAACCUUGAGUCCUCUAGUGUCCAGGCCAACUAUAUUCAAUGUGGUAGUGUGGUGUUUAAUUUGCAGUCCUCCUCUGAGCCCACUCUUCAGAAAGCUAGCAGGAUAGAAACACUGUUCUGUCGGGAUUUAGAAGAGAGAGUGGAUGUACACAACAGCAAUCAAGUGCAAGACCAGAAAAGUGAAACAGUCAAAGAAAGUGAGGCGAAGCAGCCCAAGUCAAGGCUUCCAGUAAAAGCAUCAGGGUGGUCAUUUCACACGCAGGGAACAGCCAUAGGCAAACAGAAGCCCAAACAAGCAUUGACAGUUGAAGUCAGGAAAAGAGGAGAGCCAGCCAUAGCCAAAGUAGAGCCCAGGUCUAGAAUACCAAUCAAGGAUGUUAAAAAGAGCAGCCCUGCUGCUGCAGCUAGUGCACUUGUUUCAGUUCGGGUUACCUCACAGCCAACGAGGGCACUGGACUCAGAAAGAGCAGCUAUACGUUUGCCCUCAAGGCUACCACUGAAGGACAGGAUUCAGGUCAGCAACGUCACAAGUGAGGGAUUAUGUAGACAGGAAAAUCCGGAUGAAAUUUGUAAGCGCACCAUUGAAUAUUUUAAAGACAUUAGCGGGGAGACGCUAAAGUUGGUGGACCGCCUGUCAGACGAGGAGAAAAAGACGCAGACAGAGCAGUCGGAGGAAGACAGCACCUCCCGGAGCACCUCUCUGUCGGACGCCUCCCAGCCUUCCCAGCCCUCCCAGCCCUCCCAGCCCUCCCGCUCAUCCAGGUCUGGUAGAGGUUCGAGGGCUGAGGCCGGGGCCGCGUCCGUAAGGGCAAAGGUGGCGACGACGGACAGGGCCUCCGGCAGUGAGAGGAGCAGGAGGAGUAGGCGGACUGGUGGGAAGGAGGGCAGUCAGGGACUCACAGGGUCUCGAACGCCUCCCAUCGCAGAGAUCAAGCCUAGUCCCCAGAGUCCUUGUGAGCGAACAGACUUGCGCAUGGCUAUUGUUGCAGAUCACCUGGGACUCAGUUGGACAGAGUUGGCUCGGGAGAUGAACUUCACAGUGGAUGAGAUCAACCACAUCAGACUAGAUAACCCCAACUCUCUGACAGCACAGAGCUUCAUGCUACUUAAGAAAUGGGUCAGUCGGGAAGAGAAAAACGCCACAACGGAUGCCUUAACUACAGUGCUGACCAAAGUCAAUCGGAUGGAUAUUGUGACUUUACUGGAGGGCCCAAUAUUCGACUAUGGUAACAUUUCAGGCACGAGAUGUUUUGCCGAUGAUAACGCUGUUUUCCGGGAUCAGGCUGAUGAUUAUCAGAGCAUUCUAGCAGAGCUGCAGUCUCCCGCCGCACUGCACUCUGACCCCAACUUCCUGGAGCCCGAACUCCCCAUCACCCCCAACCCUUCCCUUGCUCAUCACCAGCCAGAAACAGACUCCCCUUUGCUGGCUUGCUCCCAGCCUCAGCCCUUGCCAUGGAGCCCUGAGAUAGAGCCUGGUAGCAGAGAGCCAUUCAGCCCUCCUAGGAGCCCCCCCAGACCUUGUGAGCUCACCCUAUCUUUCCCAGCCUUUGAACUCCCUGAUCCUUCUUCCAAGGUCAGAAAGCCCCACAUCGCUCUGAACGACCAGCUGCUUUUGAGCGAGGAGGAGGACAGGCCUUGUCAUGAAAUGGAGCUGAGCCACAAGCCCAAGUCACCCACCUUCCCCAAGAUGUGUGAGUUAGACAUUGACAUGGUUUACUCCACAUCUUCCCCUUCACUAUCCUCAGUAUCAUCAAUAACCCUUUCAUCACCUGACAGAGCACACAUAGGAGACACAGGAGUGCAGAUGGGAGCCUCGUAUGGGGCACAGGAGGAGGUAGGUUUGAAAGGAUGUGAAAGGGAAGUGACAGAAGAAACAAAGAAGGUUGUUGAGACAGUUACAGCAGAGGCCGCAGAGAGCAGAGCAUUAGUGGGAAAGUGGAUAGAGCAGGACUUGAUUAAAAAUGUGGAGAGAAAAUGUGAGAUGAUAACAAAAGAUAGGACUACGAUGGCAGAGGAAACUAAAAAUUUGGUAGAACAGAAUGAGGAAUCUGCGCAGGAAGAGCAUCAUGUCUAUGUACAAGAUGGGAAUAAGGAGACAGUCUGUGUGAUGGAAGAGGUAAGAGAUGUUCAGGAUCAGUCAGAAGAACAGCACAAUCUAGAAAUGUGUACCACAGUAGAAGCAGUGACUGUCAAAGAGGAUAUUGAUGAAACACCAGAGGUACAACAAAAGGUGGAUGGGGGCAGUGAUGUUACAGUCUUCGAGAGUAACAGAGUGGAUAACACAGAUGGAGAACUGCAGUUUAAAGAGGGAGGAGGCUUGUGUGGCAGUGAAGGAGAUAUUUGCGGGACAUCAGAAGGGGACCAGGCGGCAGAGGACCGGGCUGUAGCUCGCCUCUCCACUCAAGCCUGGGUUGAUGCACUUGGAGAACUUCAAUCUAGUGAGUCUGGAUCCAAUGAAGAAGAGGAGGAGGAACAAGGAGACAAACAAAUUAGAGGAGAGGCUUUAGGAACUCUGAUGGAGGAGGUGAAGAAUGAAGAAGCCUCAGAGGAAAAGGAGGAGGACGAAGAGAUGAUCCAGGACAGGCUUCAGGAGAUUAUUGGUCCGGUUGAACAGGCAGAAAAAAACAUGUGUUCACUUUCAGGUUGGCACAGUGAUUCAUCCAGCGUCAAUGUGGAACCACCGACGCCAGGCCGCAGUGUCAGCUCAGACCUGCUAGACAGACGGGAAAGUCAAGAGAUCUCGAGUGAGUCCAUCACCUCCUCGUCUAGGGCUGAAUCGGGGAGAUCCCGACACAAUGGCAACAGCUCAAAGCAGUCACCUCAGGACGGCUCCUCUGAGUCAUCGAAUGGCAGAAAGGAAGAGGGCGCGCUGGUGUCAGAGAAAAAAGUCAAGCAGCGGGUUAGUGUAGAUUCUGGUUCAGAUGAAGAACAGACUGUAACCACCAGAAUCUUCAGACGCCGUCUCAUUUUAAAGGGAGAAGAAGCAAAGAAUAUCCCAGGCGAGUCUGUUACAGAGGAACACUAUAUGGACCGAGAUGGUAACCUCGUCAGUAGAAAAGUAAUCAGGAAGGUUAUUCGGAGGGUUUCUACUCCCACACCAGACAACCAAGGAGGUGACAAGUGGCUCCGAGACCUUCAGCGCAGUCCCAGUCUGCCGGAAGACGGGUCUGAGCCAGGAGAAGGAUCAAGGAACAGCAGGCGGAAGGAUGACAGAAGGUCGGGGGAUAAGAAGCUCCACUCAUAGGGACUGUUGAGCUCUAUCAGGUGUACAGGGACCGAGUCGGACGGCUGAAGAGCUGCUGUGUGAGGACUUCAGGCAGGGGCCCAGUCUGCAGACAUCUUCUUCAGACAAAUGGUUUUCACGUGAGGAGCCGACGCCUGACUUACGCAUGAGCAUGAACAACUCACUCCCUGUCAAUCGAAAGACCCAGGAGGUUCUCGCCUUCUGACUGCGGUGGACCCAUGGACAAUGAUUCUUCCUGUUUUGUGUGAGACAAAUACAUGCCAUCGGUCCACUGGUGACGUGAGAGCUCUGUGUGGAGCAUCGUUUGUUGUGAGAACGAAAGACUCCAGUUCUGAACACCACGGGUGCAACUGUGACCAAAGAUGGCACACGAGCCCAAUCCACACGGUGGGUGGAAAGAACCAAGUAGACACAAUAACACACACAAAAUAUCUAAUUGAACACUUCGGAUUCAAACUUCAACCCUCGCCUUAUGGUUUUUUCUUGAACCCAUUGUUGUCAGGAUGUAAAUUGUUUUGGGAUUUUUUUUCUUCCUUUUUAAAACUUUAACUAACACAAAAGCUUUUUUUCUGUAAAUAAAAUGACAAUGUGUAAAAUUCUUUUAAAAAAGGGUAUGUUUCUGGUUGAAACAUACCCUUUUGAAACAGUUCCACUUUUAAAGAUUUGAGUGUAACUUCACAGGUUCUUGUAUAAUUAAUUAUUAGAGCAGUUAUAAUGUUUGUACAUGAAAAAAGCUGGUUUGAUUUUAAUAGAGGAAAUUUCCAGAAAAUCGAAUUUCAAUAAUUCCCAAAGUGGGAGGUGAUCUAGUCCUGCAAAGAAGCAGCCUUUCAGAGUACUCCUAUUUUCAUGCAUGCUGUUCACAUUAUUUUAAGUACAAUUUUUACAAGUUUGCAAACACAAUAUUCAAAUGACAAAUAAAACCCUUUAUCUGUGCACACAUAUAGCCCAAACAUCUGUCACCACUUUUAUAUUUUAAAUGAAAAAAGGAUACCAUUAAAGCAUUCAUCAUGUUGGGGUGAAGAUGGGGAAAAAGGAUCUAUAGCUUCUUGAGGGUGUGAUGUCUUGUCUAUGUAAAACCGGAGGGCAGCUUCUGCUACAAGAACGAAAUAAUCUGAAUGUAAAUGCUAGAAGGCUGGCUCGCUGUAAAAUUAUAACUGUAUUGUGCGUAUUGGCUAUGAGGUGUAGGAGUCUCUGUACACUGUUAGACUGUUUGUAAUCAUUUUAGCAGUGUGUCAAUUUGGUUGCGGCUGCUGUGGUCUUAGAAGAAAACUGGGGCAUUUCAUUUGGGGUUUUUUUUUUGGUGAAGUAUUUCCUUAAUUUAAAACCUACUCACGUUAAGGACACAUUAAGACAUCAUUUGAUUGUAGCUCUAAAUAGCAUAUUGUAUGACAAAAACACUGGACGGUCAAAAACAAUUAUUUAAGCAUUAAAUAAAUUGUGUUAAACUCUGAAACUGUGUGAUCUUUUUAGGCUUGAGAGUCUGUGUAUGCAGUGUCCAAUAGAAUUGUUUUCACUAGCUCAUUGGCAAACAUUUUUACUUUACAUUAGGAAUUCUCUUUGUACUGAUUUUCAUUAGAUGCCCAUGUAGUUAAAGUGUGGUGUUCUACUGGUGCGAUGGCUCAGUAUGCUGACGUCUAUGCUGUGGACAUGAAAACUAUGUAACUUUAUUUUUUUGGGGUAGGGGAGAUGAAAGGAAAUCAGGUAGGGUGCUGUACCACAUCCCCUUAUACUACUAUGUCAAUCAAGGGGUAUAGGAUCCUUUGAUAUGGUGGAACUAUCAAUUUUGUCAAUUUUGUCGGAUAUGUGUUUUCACCUGAGCAGAUUUUUUGAUGUACAAUUCUUACUAACAGCGUGAAGCCAUUGAAAUGUAACUAUUCUAGCACUUUGGUUAUUCAAGGUCUUUUAGAGGCUAUAGCAACAAUGAUGCCAUCACAAAUGUUUCAGACGUCUUUAAAAAAAAAAAUCAACCUAAAAAUAAAAAAAAUAAAAUGCAUUGAUUUCGCAGAA